Messenger RNA from Zophobas morio, 4037 nucleotides. RefSeq names its product histone-lysine N-methyltransferase eggless-like. Gene Ontology annotation, molecular function: protein binding; histone H3K9 methyltransferase activity; DNA binding. Bases 421 to 3984 code for a protein of 1187 amino acids. Gene Ontology annotation, biological process: negative regulation of gene expression; heterochromatin organization. The transcript is spliced from 11 exons. Gene Ontology annotation, cellular component: nucleus. The record is from RefSeq and is a predicted model, not a curated record. Lineage: Eukaryota; Metazoa; Arthropoda; Insecta; Coleoptera; Tenebrionidae.
GUGGUAGUAUACGUAUUCGAAGGUGACUAAGCAGUGUCGCCAAAUGUAAUCGCACAGGUUGUAACCCCUAUUGUAACUGUUGCAAUGUAACCUAAUUGUAACUGCAUAACUAGACCGGCUUUGGUUGAUUUAUUAGUCAGAUUUUGUGAUAGUUAAAAAAUGGUAUGUUUUUUACAAAAAGUGGGAUAAAACUAGAAUUCAUCCCAAAUUUUUUUGACAGCUAAAAUAGGGGUUUUUGCUUCAGAAUUUGUCAUUGGCCCUCAGCGGCAGCAGUUACUGUCAAUAAUUUUUCAUAACUUAAUAACUAAUUAUCGGUGAAAUGUAGUGAUAAAAUUAAGAAAAACCAUGAAUAAGCAGCUGUAGUCACCACAUAGCGUGCAUCCACACCACUAUCAGUCGAAAGCGUCCCAGCCACCAACAAUGGACAAACAAGACAAAAUGGAAGAAGACGACCCAAUGGAAAUCGACGACACCACUCCCAAUGCACAAAUAAUAGUCCGCGAAUCGUCCGGCGUCCACAUAAUCGGGGGCCCCACCAACGUCAGCGACCCCAACAAAAUGGACACGUCUUCAUCCUCCAUCGAGCCGCCCCCAACCCCGAAGCCCCCCGAACCCGCCCCCAAAAAACUCGACGUAGUGGUACUGGAUGACGACGAAGACGAACCCGUCCCGACAAAAAAAUCAAAAAAGAAGGCCGACGACGACGGCGUCGAGAUCAUCGAUUUGGUGCAGAAGUCCGUGAAUAGCAAGUGCAUCAACUACGCGUGCAUGAGUGGCAAGGAGCUGAUGGUCGCCCCGAAUUUGUGUCUGUCGUACUAUCGGGUGAAGAACGCGGGAAACGGGAAGAAGGAGGUGUGCACGGACUGCUACGAUAUAGCGAUCAGGGAGUACGAUAUGUUGGCGACGGAGUUGAAGAGCGGGAAUGUAUUGUGUAAUGUGGAGGUUCCGAUCAGGAAUGAUACGGUGGAGAUUGAUGAUUCCGACGAGGAGGACCAGGAAUUGCGGAUUCCUCCGAUCGAUGAUGAGAAUUUUAGUUUUAUUGAGGAGAAUUUUGAGAGGGUGUUGAGCGAGACGUUGGCGAAGUUGAAUUUCGAGGGGCAGACGGAGAAGGAGGUCGCGUUUUUGAAGUCGAAGAAGGAUAAGAUUAGUGAGACGAUUAAUGAGAUUCAGGGGAUGAUUAAGGGGACGAGGAACUCGCUGGAUACGAUACAGAUUAAUUUGUAUAACCAGUUUCGGACUGAUACGUUGGAGACGAGCGUCAUUUCGAUUAUUGAUGAUCAUUAUACGUCAGGAGUGCCGAUAGUCAGAACAGAGUCCGUCACUGUGCCGCCGCAACGCAAGAGCCAAAGAACCGCCUCGAAACGCAUAUCUUACGCAGAAGUGGACAGCCCCAAUAGUAACAGCCCUAAACCGAAAGAUCCCGAAAGCGGCGAAGUCCCCACAGACGUACCCAUCGUGGGAAAAAUGGAGCCCCCUUCAGUCAACAUAGACGACGUCUACUACAUCUCCCGUGAAAACUCGGCCGGUUGUUGGAUCAAAGCGCGCCUCAGGUCAGUCGUGCUCCCCGGAAUCAUCCACAACGGCCACGCCUCCACUAACACCCUCUACAAAAUGCUCGAACUCAAACAACACAAGGAAAGAGUGGUCGACGGCAAAAAUAUCGCCUCGAUGAAACACUCCCGAAUUCGCCUGGAAACGGGAACUCGAGUGAUCGCGGCUUUCAGAGAAAUAAGUCCCACGGGAGAGGUGCGCAAAACCCGCCACGACUACUACUAUUCGGGGAUCGUGGCGGAGCCCCCCGUCGCUCAAAACAAGUACAGAUAUUUGAUAUUCUUCGACAUCGGGUACUCACAGUACGUGAAUUACACCAACGUCCAUGUUGUCUUUGAGUGGAGCAAGAACGUGUGGGAGGACAUGCACGUGAACUCGCGCGCGUUCAUCAAGAAGUAUCUGGAGAGUCCCGACAGACCCAUGGUGAAGUUGUCCAAAGGACAGACCGUCAGAGUGGAGUAUAACGGUAAAUGGGUCCUCUGCACCAUCUUGAACGUGGAUUGUUCGCUGGUUUUGGUGUUUUUCGACUCGUUGAAUCGCACUGAGUGGAUUUACAGAGGGUCGACAAGGUUGAGCCCGAUGUUUAAAGAGGAACAGAACGCGGCGAAAAGACACACCGGAGGUCGUACGUCCAUCAGGAAAGGCGAUCCGAGCGAAUCCGCCACCAUCGUCCAGUACACCAAAAACAGCGACUUCGAGAAACCCACCGACAACACCCGAAGCGUCCGCGCCGUGGCUAGAAAAAGCACCGCGAGACCCGAAACUACCGCCCCGGGUCAGUUCGUCCCCUUCUUGCCCCCCGUCAACAACAACGUCAUGGCGAUGGAGCCCACCAGCAAGAUCAUGUAUUUCACCCCACGUGACCAAGUCAUCACGCAGCGCCUCUACCGCCCGCACGUGUGCUCUCCGUCUUGUAAAGACUACGUGAGACACAAUUUGAGCAAAUUGAGGGGUCACAACCCUCUGUCUAAACCCUUAUUGUGCGGGUGGGCCCGUAUCACCCAAAGGGUGAAAGGGAGAAAGGAGAUCGUCUAUAAGGCGCCGUGCAGUCGCAUUUUGCGGAAUAUGGCGGAAAUUCACCAGUAUUUGAGGAUGACGAAGAGCGAAAUGACGGUGGAUUUGUUCGAUUUUAACCACAUGGUGAGGUGUUUGGCGGAGUUCAAUGUGGAGUGUACGCCGGAUCCGAAGGAUCUGUCGAAGGGUCUGGAGCAAGUCCCAGUUCCCGUCAUCAACGGCAUCAACAACGAAAUGCUCGACUUCUGCAACUACGCCACCAAGCGCGUGCCCAUGGAGGACGUCCCCUUGAACACCAAUCCCGAGUUUUUGAUUGGCUGCGACUGUACAGACGACUGCGCGGAUAAGUCGAAGUGCGCUUGUUGGCAGCUGACCCUCGAAGGGUCCAAAUACAUGGGUAAAAACGUGGACCCUAACAGCAUAGGUUAUGUUUAUCGCCGCCUCCACGAACAAGUCCUAACCGGAAUAUACGAGUGCAAUACCAGAUGUAAAUGUGGCCCGACUUGUUUGAACAGGGUGGUCCAAAAUCCCAUGUCGAUCAAACUUCAGGUGUUUAGAACGCAUAAUCGCGGCUGGGGGAUCAGGUGCGUCAACGAUGUACCCCAAGGGACGUUCAUUUGUAUUUAUGCCGGGACUAUACAUACCGAGCAGAUGGCCAAUGAGGACGGGGUGACCUACGGGGAUGAGUACUUCGCCGAGUUGGACUACAUCGAAAACUGCGAGAAGCACAAGGAGGACUACGAGAGCGACGUGAACGAGCCCGAUAGUCCGCGGAGUCGGUCGGUGACGCCCGACGACGACGAGGACGAAGAAGAGAAGAAGAAGUUCGAUGGGAGGCGACGAAGGUGGAAUAAGGUACCGGAGGAUAAUGAUUUCACGCCGGCGUAUCCGCUGAUACGGGGCGACUUUGAGAAUUCGAUGAAGCUGCGGAGGAGGAAGGAGGAGGAGCCGAAGACUGAGCCUCCGGAGACGAAGGAGAAGAUCAAAGAGGAGAGGAAGGUGUCGACGGAUACUAUAACGAACGAAAUUGAGACUGUUACCAUUUCGGAUGACGAGGAUGAUCCGAAAGAGGUGUUGAGUUUUAAUCCGAAGUCAGGGUCGGAGUUGGACGAGAGUAAGCCCCGGCACGUGUCCGUUCGGAGUUUCUUCGCAGAGGAGGAGCCGUAUAUUAUGGAUACGAAAAAUGCUGGCAAUAUUGGGAGGUUUUUGAAUCAUUCUUGUUCGCCGAAUGUGUUCGUCCAGAACGUCUUCGUCGAUACUCACGACCUGAGGUUCCCCUGGGUGGCCUUCUUCUGCUCUCAGUUCAUAAGGGCCGGUACGGAGCUGACUUGGAACUACAACUACGACAUCGGCAGCGUGCCAGGAAGAGUGUUAUAUUGUCAUUGUGGUUCCUUAGAAUGUAAAGGGAGGUUGUUGUAAAACCAGUGUGUGUUUAAUGUAAAAGUAAAUAAACAAGUCGUGUUUUUAAAUAA